Molecule: messenger RNA, 2700 nt
Organism: Sorex fumeus (smoky shrew)
Lineage: Eukaryota; Metazoa; Chordata; Mammalia; Eulipotyphla; Soricidae
Gene: EPN2
Product: epsin 2
Exons: 12
Coding region: 777-2678 (633 amino acids)
Biological process (GO): endocytosis
Cellular component (GO): clathrin vesicle coat; plasma membrane; endosome
Molecular function (GO): phospholipid binding; clathrin binding
Source: RefSeq, a predicted model, not a curated record
UGGCUGGUGUGUGGGUGUCAAACGGAGCUGGACGCGGCGGCGGCUCCGCGGGUUCUGGUCGCCCCCACGUCUCCGGCGCCGCCGGCGUCCGCGGACGUGCACGCAGGCCGGCCGGGAGGAACGGAGUGCUGGAGAUAAAGCCUUGGGCUUCCCGCAUACGUGUCAAGUGUUCUACCACAGAGCUACAUCCUCAACUCUUCUCCCUGUUUUAAGGUCAGCUGCCUUAGAAACCUUAAUUCCAUCUGCUACCUGAAUUCCCCUUUGUCACCCAACUGGGAUUAGGAUGUGGACAUUUUGGGGAGGCCAUUGUUCCGUCGGUCACAGUUGCUAGCAGGAGAAUCAGGAGAUCUCGCAUUGCGCUCCAGACUUUCAGCUCCGUUGACGAAUCAGAAGGCUUGGCAGCCAGGGACCGGGCUGUUGCCUGGCAGCCGCGGGCCUGCCCCAUCUCUGCCAGCAAGUCUCUGAAUAAGCCAGAAAUCUCUGAAUGUUGCUGUGAAUGAAAGGCCCAAUUAACUCAGAUGUGUAGGUCACUGUGGAAGAUUUUGAUCCCUGCUGCCCUGAGAGGCUUUAGAAGAUUCUGAGCGCUGGUCAGAUCAGUGAAGAGGUCAUGGCUUCCAGCUCCUCGGAUUUGAGCCUCCAGAGGAGGAAAUGACCGUCAGGGCACUUGCUCCGGAUCUGUUUCAAAGACUAAACUUUGCGGGGCUCAGACUUGCCCAGGACAGAAAAGUGUCUUUUUCUGAAGGGCUUUACACUGAUCUGUAACUAAGAGAGGAAAAAUGACGACUUCAUCCAUUAGACGGCAGAUGAAAAACAUUGUGAACAAUUACUCAGAAGCAGAAAUCAAAGUCCGGGAAGCCACCUCCAAUGACCCCUGGGGCCCCUCCAGCAGUCUGAUGACUGAGAUCGCAGACCUUACCUACAACGUGGUAGCCUUUUCCGAGAUCAUGAGCAUGGUAUGGAAGCGGCUCAACGACCACGGCAAGAACUGGCGGCACGUGUACAAGGCACUGACGCUGCUGGACUACCUCAUCAAGACCGGCUCCGAGCGGGUGGCCCAGCAGUGCCGCGAGAACAUCUUCGCCAUCCAGACCCUGAAGGACUUCCAGUACAUCGACCGUGACGGCAAGGACCAGGGCAUCAACGUGCGUGAGAAGUCAAAGCAGCUGGUGGCCCUACUCAAGGACGAGGAGCGGCUGAAGGCUGAGCGGGCCCAGGCUCUCAAAACCAAGGAGCGCAUGGCCCAGGUGGCCACAGGCAUGGGCAGCAACCAGAUCACCUUUGGCCGAGGCUCCAGCCAGCCCAACCUUUCCACCAGCUACUCGGAGCAGGAGUACGGCAAGGCUGGGGGGUCGCCCGCCUCCUACCAUGGCUCACCCGAGACCUCGCUGUGCCCUCAGCACCGCACAGGGGCCCCGCUGGGUCCGAGCGAGGAGCUUCCGCCACUGAACCAGCGCCACCCUUUCCUGCCGCACCUGGGGCUGGCCUCCCGCCCAAAUGGUGACUGGUCCCAGCCUUGCCUCACUUGUGACCGCGCAGCCCGAGCCACCUCCCCGCGGGUGUCCUCUGAGCUGGAGCAGGCCCGGCCCCAGACGAGUGGAGAAGAGGAGCUGCAGCUACAGCUGGCACUGGCCAUGAGCAGAGAAGUCGCCGAGCAGGAAGAACGGCUCAGGCGGGGGGAUGACCUCAGGUUACAGAUGGCCCUUGAAGAAAGCAGAAGAGACACAGUGAAAGUUCCAAAAAAGAGAGAGCACUGCUCGCACCCACCGCAGACUACUCUGUUGGAUUUAAUGGACGCCCUCCCCAGCUCGGGCCCUGCUGCCCCCAAAGCAGAGCCGUGGGGCCCGUCAGUCUCCGCCAACCAGAGCAACCCCUGGGGCGGGCCAGUGGCCCCAGCCAGCGCUGCAGACUCCUGGUCGUCAUUCGGUGCCAAGCCAGCCGCCUCUGUGGACCCGUGGGGAGUGGGUACCGGAGCGGGAACACACUCCGUCGCCAAGAGCUCAGACCCCUGGGCAGCCACACAGCCCCCUGCACCCAGUGCUGGGAAAGACUCUGAUGCCUGGGCGGCCGCCUCUGCCUCCAAGCCUGUGUCUGCCUCUGCCUCUGGGGCCUUUGAUCUCUUCAGUAAUUUGAAUGGUACAGUUAAAGAUGACUUUUCUGAAUUUGACAACCUUCGAACUUCAAAGAAAACAGCCGAGAAGGUGGCCUCCCCGCCACCCCAGGACAACGGAGCCACCAGCCCUGACCCCUUUGACUCUCAGCCUCCAAGCAGCGCCUCCAGCAAGCCCAGCAGCGCCCGGAAGACACCGGAGUCCUUCCUGGGCCCCAAUGCCGCCUUGGUGAACUUGGACUCCUUGGUGACCAAGCCGGCCCCGCCGGCCCCGUCCCUCAACCCCUUCCUGGCACCAGGUGCAGCUGCGACUCCUGCCCCUGUCAAUCCCUUCCAGGUCAACCAGCCCCAGCCGCUGACCCUGAACCAGCUGCGGGGGAGUCCUGUUCUCGGGACCAGCAUGGCCUUCGGGCCAGGCCCAGCCGUGGAGCCCCUGGCUGGGCCCUCGGCAGCCUCACACGCAGCUCUGGGCGCCAGUGGUUCGACUCUGACGAUGAACAUGGUGGGCGGCGUGGGAAUGCCCCCAGCGGCAGCCCCGGCUGCCGGCACCACCAACCCGUUCCUCCUCUAGUGCCUGGGCCUGGGACUGAGCA